Molecule: messenger RNA, 526 nt
Organism: Triticum urartu
Lineage: Eukaryota; Viridiplantae; Streptophyta; Magnoliopsida; Poales; Poaceae
Source: RefSeq, a predicted model, not a curated record
GCCAGGUCUCCCGCGGUGCUCCAACUGCAAGCGCGGGCGUCCCGGCACGUUGCAUUUCGCGGCAGAGGCAACAGAUAGGGGAGACGAUGAGGGAUCUGGAGGAGUUCCGGGGCUCGUCGGCGGGGCCGCCGCGGAACAAUGGCGGCGGCGGCAGCGGGGGGUCGUCGGCGGUGACCACGCCGUCGUGGUGGGCGGGCGACCCGGAGGCCAAGCGCCGGCGGAGGGUGGCCGCCUACAAGGCCUACGCCGUGGAGGCCAGGGUCAAGGCGUCGCUCCGCCGCGGCCUCCGCUGGAUCAAGGACCGCUGCACCGGCAUCGUCCACCACCGCCGGUGACCGGCCGGGAAGAGCGAUCGUUGGCAUAUCGUGGCGUGUGCUUUGACCGCCUCGCCAUCUUGAUGUUCAUAAUAUUUCUGUUUUCUCCUCUCUUUUUUUCCUCCUCUUCCUCGUGAAAAAGUUGCCUUCGUUUCUUAUUAAUUUUGUUCUUAUGAAAGGAAAUCAUUCCAAUAACUCGAGCUUUUCCUCGA